UCUCUUGAUUUAUUUUCUUAAUUCGCUCUCAUAUACUCACAAUUACAUACAUACCCAUCUCUCUCCUCUCUCUCUCUCUCUCUCUCUCUCUCUCUCUCUGGUAUAGUAGGUUGGUAGGAAAGGAAGAUACAAAUCGUUGCUGCAGAUAGAAAGGCGAAAAAGUGGAGGAGAAUUUAGUUCCUUCCCUACUUUUUUUUUUGUUAUAUCUAUGUCUGUUGUCUCUUCUUCUUAGAGUUUGCUUGCUUAUUUUGGAGAAGUGGAAGAAAUAGGAGGCCAGGGUUCUCCAUUGUGGGAUGGGCAUAAGAAGAACACAGGAGAGGAGAUGACAUGGUGCAAUGACUGCGACGAUGACACCAACGACAGAGCCAUUCAGAGAAGCUCCCUGUCGACGACCGCCGUUGUCGAUGACAGACCACCCCAAGAUCGUCGUUUCAUAACCUGCCCUUCUUGUGGUCAUCGAAUCGAAUCUCUGGACCAGGCGGGAAUUCAAGACUUGCCGGGUCUACCCGCCGGAGUGAAAUUCGAUCCAACCGACCAAGAGCUUCUCGAGCAUUUGGAAGGGAAGGUGCGACCUGAUUUGCAUAAGCUCCACCCUCUGAUAGACGAAUUCAUACCUACCCUCGAAGGGGAGAACGGAAUCUGUUACACCCACCCAGAAAAGCUACCGGGCUUAAGCAAGGAUGGCUUAAUUCGUCACUUCUUCCAUCGGCCUUCAAAGGCCUACACGACUGGAACCAGAAAGCGCAGGAAGGUGCACACAGACGCCGACGGGGGCGAGACGCGAUGGCACAAGACGGGCAAGACCAGACCGGUGUUUGCAGGUGGGAAGGUAAAAGGGUACAAGAAGAUACUAGUGCUUUACACCAAUUACGGUAAGCAAAGAAAGCCUGAGAAGACGAACUGGGUUAUGCACCAGUAUCACCUUGGUAAUAACGAGGAAGAAAAGGAUGGAGAGCUGGUGGUUUCCAAGGUGUUCUAUCAGACACAGCCCAGACAAUGUGGCUCAAUCGUCAAGGACGCGAUUCCAGUUCCAGCUGCUAAAUCUAAAGCUCUAGCUGGGCACGAUAGUUCUGGUCUCAAGGACACGGGCCACGCACACGCUGCCCUGGUCGAAUACUAUAACUCCUCCUCGCUCAUUGCAUAUGAGCAAAGUGGGCAUAAUAGAGCAAGCUCACCUCAGUUAAUACCUGAUUUCGUUGUUCAUCCUGAUGGGUCUUCAUUUCUUCCUUGAGAGAGAUAAGAGUCGCCUCACGUCGCUAACCAUGCAAAUUUCAGACAGAGAAAAGAAAUAAAAAAGAAAGUGAAGCAGUAAUAGAGAGAAACGUUUAAAUAGUUAGUAUUUUGGGCAACAAUGGCAGCAAGGACUAAUUGCUGUUCUGUGUACUAGUUAGUGAAAUAAAUUAUAUUGUCAUCAGUGAUAUGUCAAGUUGAUAUAGGGAAAAAAAAACGAAGGGGUGAUGGGGGAAUAAGAGGAAACCAUUCCUUCAUUAAACACUGAAGUUGUUAUUCUUUUAGGUCUGGAACAGAAAUCCUUGUGAGACCAAUAUUGUUUUUUGUACUUAGUUAUAUAGAUCGAUACAGGCUUUAUCCAAUGACCACUGUAGCUUUACAUGGGUCAUGGCACUUUAGUAUGAGAGAGGGUAAUGUUGAUGUAAAAUUGUACAAAGAUGAUUCUAUUUCUAGUCUCACAGGUCCUUACUUCGACCCUUUGUGUUAA
Molecule: messenger RNA, 1717 nt
Organism: Nelumbo nucifera (sacred lotus)
Lineage: Eukaryota; Viridiplantae; Streptophyta; Magnoliopsida; Proteales; Nelumbonaceae
Product: NAC domain-containing protein 73-like
Biological process (GO): regulation of DNA-templated transcription
Cellular component (GO): nucleus
Molecular function (GO): DNA-binding transcription factor activity; transcription cis-regulatory region binding
Source: RefSeq, a predicted model, not a curated record